AUGAAUACGAUUUCCAUGCCUCCACUUCUGCCUCAUCCAACAUUCACACUUUAUCAACAUGAACCAAUCUACGAUCCUGAUAUUCAUUUAUCAUUGACUGAACCAGAUUAUGUUGUAUUACUCGACAAAUUUCAACGUGUUUCCAAAACACCAAAAGUUGAUCGAUCCGUAACAUCGAAUGUUGAUGGUCAACUUGCAUACACUAGUCCAUUUCAAGUAUUAAGUGAUAAAGGUUAUCGAGUAUUGCUUAUGAUCAUUGAUCGUGACCAAGCUUAUCAAAAGAAUGACGAUAUUGCAACUGUCCACAUUCGUGAUUGUGGAUAUCGAAGUAAAUGGAUUCAAGAUUUCAAUCGAUGUCCACGUGUUCUUAACCAUUUAUCGAAAAUAACUGGUGAUGUACAACUUCUUCCAGUAGCCUAUCAAAUAUUCUAUAGUCAAGUAAAUAUUGGAUUUCCUAAUGGACUAAAUGUUACUCAAUACCAUUGCGAUAGUGUACCGUAUGUUCUCCUUUUACGCGCAUCCGACAUGAACAAAACAAUAGGUGGUGAUUUAGAGAUGAUCGAACGUGAAUCUAAAGAAGCAUUUCAUCUCAUUGAGCAACAUAAAGGUGAAGUGCCAGAUGAGUAUACUCGAAAGAUCGAAUAUGGUGAUAUCAAUUCAUGUAUACUUAUGCAAGGUAGUCGUAUUGCACAUCGAGUCACACCUAUUGAUUCUUGUUCGGAACCUCGAAUUACUGUAGUCAAUUCAUACAUGACAAACAAUCCAUAUGCCUUUGAUUAUGCACGAUAUAGUUUUUACAAGAAGGAAUCGACAGCUGCGUUAGAAUAUGCAAUGCAUAAGGUAUGGCGUGCCAAUGGGCAAAUGCUUGAACUCGCCACUGGUGAUCAUCCAUAUCCGACAAAUGAUGAAAUCAUUGAACAUCUUACAAUGGCUAUCGAUGAACUUACUCAAGCUCGACAUCUUAUCUCUGACUCAAAGUCGGAUCAAAUCGGCUAUUUUGAUCAAAAGAAUCAAGAAUUACACAAUGAUCGUUCCGUCGAUACUACAAUGAUGUGA
Adineta steineri is the source of this 1056-nucleotide messenger RNA. The record is from the annotation of a GenBank genome assembly. NCBI's taxonomy places the organism in Eukaryota, Metazoa, Rotifera, Eurotatoria, Adinetida, Adinetidae.